AACCACCAAAAAAUCCGAAGAAGAAGAAGAAGCGGUUCAAAGUUCAGUGGUGAGUUUCCCCCCAUGCUGGUUCCAUCAGGGAGAUUCUGACAUUUAAAACAGACUAAAGACUCUUUAUUCUGAGAAGCCAGUUCACCGGACAGGUCACCAUGUCUGCCUACACGUGCAUCAGCUGCCGAGUGGCCUUCACAGACGGCGAGGUUCAGCGAGCGCACUACAAAACCGACUGGCACCGGUACAACCUGAAGAGGAAGGUGGCCGACAUGCCGCCCGUCACCGCAGAAAACUUCCAGGAGCGAGUUCUGGCACAGAGGGCGGCCACCGAGCAGCAGCUGAGCGACGCGGCGACCACCGAGGGCUGCUCCGUCUGCAACAAGAGGUUCUCCAGCGCCAACGCCUACCAGAACCACCUGCAGUCCCACAAACACCAGCAGGCCGAGAGGCAGGCGCUGCUGGCCGCCCAGAGGAAGGUGGACAAGAUGAACGAGAAGAACCUGGAGAAGGGCCUCGGUGACGAGAAGGAAGAUCACGACGCCCGGAACGAGGCCCUGCAGCAGGCGCUGAAAGACCAGCAGAGGCCGAGCCCGGCCAAGCAGGGGCCGCCAGAAGGAUCCACGAAGCCGGAGAAACCGGAGAAACCUCCCAGGAUGAUGUGGCUGGAGGAGCAAGCCAAGAGGAGAGAGAAGGAAGAGGGAGCCACCGCCGAGGAAGAAGACUGGGAGGACGUUGACGAGGAGGAGGAAGACGAUGACAUGGAGGACGCUGAUGAAGAGGAGACGAUGGACCAGGAGGACGGCGACUCGGCGGCUCCGUCCGACCAGAACCCUGCCGCCCUGCCGGGCUCCAUCCCCGUCACCGACUGCCUCUUCUGCUCCCGACACUCCAAGUCGCUCAUCAAGAACGUCGCCCACAUGACCAAAGUCCACAGCUUCUUCAUCCCCGACCUGGAGUUCCUGGUCGACCUGAAGGGCCUCAUCCGGUACCUGGGGGAGAAGGUUGGUGCUGGUAAUGUGUGUUUGUGGUGUAACGAGAAGGGACGCUCGUUUUACUCGACAGAAGCAGUGCAGAGUCACAUGACAGAUAAGAGCCACUGUAAGGUGUUCACAGACGGCGACGCUGCGCUGGAGUUUGCAGACUUCUAUGACUUCAGGAGCAGCUACCCGGACAGAGAGGACGGAGAGGACGCUGAAAUGGACGACGACGAGCUGCCCGACGACAAGAACCUGGAGUACGACGACGACACGCUGGAGCUGACGCUUCCUUCAGGUGCAAAGAUCGGCCACCGCUCCCUCAUGAGGUACUACAAGCAGCGCUUUGGAGCCCAGAGAGCCGUGGUUCUGACCCACAACAGGAACGCUGUUGGCCGAGUCCUCCGGCAGUACAAAGCUCUGGGCUGGGGAGGAGAUGGAGGCAGCGGCGCCUUCCAGCAGAAGCAGAAGGACAUGCAGUACGUUCAGAUGAUGAAGUCCAAGUGGAUGCUGAAGAUGGGCAUGAGCCACAACGCCACCAAGCAGAAGCACUUCAGAUGCCAGGUCAUGUUCUGAACGGACUCGUUGGACUCGUCUGUGUCGUGUUUGAAGAUGUUUGAGGUUCUGCAGCCGCGAUGGCACGAAUCUUCACCCACUGCUUGGAGUUCUGAGCUGAAGAUCAGUUAAACAUCAGCCACUUUUCAGUGUUGUGGAACAAAGUAGGUCCACUUUAAAUCUGUAAAAAUCCAGGUUUAAACUCUGAUCAGUGCAAAAGGAACCGCCAAGGAGGAGAUCAAGGACACGAAUCACACUCAGAAUAUUAUUAUAGUUACGAUGAUUGUGUUAAAGCUAAAGCAUAUUAAUAUUAAGGAUUUAUCGAAGCAUUUUGGACUCUUAAAUAACAGUACAUCUUUUUUAUUGAACAGGAUUUCAUCUUGAUCAGAACGCAUCCAAUCAAAUAAAUGUUUCAUGUUCCUUUAAUAAAACGGAA
Molecule: messenger RNA, 1959 nt
Organism: Acanthochromis polyacanthus (spiny chromis)
Lineage: Eukaryota; Metazoa; Chordata; Actinopteri; Pomacentridae
Gene: znf622
Product: zinc finger protein 622
Exons: 7
Coding region: 150-1544 (464 amino acids)
Biological process (GO): ribosomal large subunit biogenesis
Cellular component (GO): preribosome, large subunit precursor
Molecular function (GO): nucleic acid binding; zinc ion binding
Source: RefSeq, a predicted model, not a curated record